Molecule: messenger RNA, 2178 nt
Organism: Naumovozyma dairenensis CBS 421
Lineage: Eukaryota; Fungi; Ascomycota; Saccharomycetes; Saccharomycetales; Saccharomycetaceae
Gene: APL2
Product: Apl2p
Exons: 1
Coding region: 1-2178 (725 amino acids)
Biological process (GO): intracellular protein transport; vesicle-mediated transport
Cellular component (GO): membrane coat
Molecular function (GO): clathrin binding
Source: RefSeq, a predicted model, not a curated record
AUGCCGCCAUUAGACAAAAGAAUCAAAAAAUUCCUUAAGAAUUCCAUCAGAAUUGCCCCAAAGAUUUCCGAUAAAGGUGAAUUGGCAGAACUGAGAACGGGCUUAGUAUCGCAAUAUCCUCAAACUCGUAAAGAUGCCAUCAAAAAGACAAUCCAACAAAUGACAGUAGGCAAAGAUGUAUCCACAUUAUUCCCUGACGUUUUGAAAAAUAUGGCAACAAAUGACAUAGAACAGAAGAAAUUAGUAUACCUUUACGUCAUGAAUUACGCAGAAACUCACCCAGAAUUAUGUAUUCUUGCCGUGAAUACAUUUGUCACUGAUGCGCAGGAUCCAAAUCCUUUGAUUCGUUGUAUGGCAAUAAGGACCAUGUCUAUGAUUAGGGUGGAGAAAAUUUUGGAAUAUAUCGAAAUCCCAUUACGUCGUACUUUACAAGAUGACAACCCAUAUGUGAGGAAAACUGCGGUCAUUUGCGUAGCUAAAUUGUUCCAAUUGAAUAAAGAACUUUGUAUUGAGUUAGGUGUGUUGGAAGAUUUGAAGUCUAGUUUAGAUGAUGAAAAUCCAAUGGUUGUCGCGAACGCUACGGCAAGUUUGGCUGAAAUUAAUGAUAUGGAUCCAAGUAUUGUGGAUUUGAAAUCUUUGAUUCAAUUACAUGUGAAACAAUUCUUGGCUGUUUUGAAUGAAUGUACUGAAUGGGCGAGGAUUACGAUAUUGGGUGCAUUGUCGGAAUAUUCUGCAAGAGAUGGAUUGGAAGCACAAGAUAUUAUCGAUAGAGUUACUGCUCAUUUACAACAUGUUAAUCCUGCUGUUGUGUUGGCGACAAUAAAAGUCGUUAUUAAAAACUUACCUCAGACAGAUUUUAAUCCAAACAGUUUGAUUAUGAAGAAAUUAUCAUCUGCAUUAGUAUCACUGAUGUCUAGUCCACCCGAAAUGCAAUAUGUUGCGUUGAAGAAUAUUAGAAUUAUCCUAGAAAAAUACCCAGAAAUUUUAUCCAAAGAAUUAAGAAUCUUUUAUAUUAAAUUCAAUGAUCCACUUUAUGUUAAAUUAGAGAAAAUUGACAUCUUGAUUAGACUAGUGGAUAAAGGUAACUUAAAACAAUGUUCUUUACUAUUGACAGAAUUGAAAGAAUAUUCUAUGGAAUUUGAACCAGAAUUUGUCUCUCGUGCCAUUCAAGGUUUAUCUCAAUUAGGCAUUAAAUUUUCAGGUGAAAAGUUUUUACAAAAAGUCUUGGAUAUUUUAAUUGAAUUAAUUGAUAGAGAUCAAAAUUCCAUCAAAGAUGAUUGUUGUAUCGCCAUGUGCAAUAUAUUAAGACAUCUUCCUGAGAAUACAGAUAUGGCAAGUCAAAUUUGCUCCAUAUUAAAUGCAUGGGAAUCACCAGAUGAAUAUUUGAGAACAGAUGUGGCUAAAUGUAAUUAUGUAUGGUUGUUAGGUCAGUAUCCAGAGAAUUUCCCAAGUUUAAAAGCGAAAGUCAAUAUCUUUUUAGAGCUUUUCAAUCAGGAAGAAUCAUUGACACAAACUUCAAUUUUAAUCACUGUGGUAAGGUUACAUUCUAAAUUACCUGGAAGUACGUUACAAUCUGUUCUGGAGAAAGCCACAAAGGAAACUACUGAAUUAGAUGUGAGAGAUAUGGCUAUAAUGUAUUGGAGAUGUUUGUCUAUGGAUGAUUCUGAAGAGUUAGUUGAAGAACUUUGUAAGAUCAUACCACCACAUUUAGAAACUACCAUUGAUCAAUUCUCACCUGAUUUAUUAGAAAAAUUGUUAUUAGAAUUAGGUACCAUAAGUUCUAUUUAUUUCAAGCCACAAGCUAAUAGGAGGACAAGAGAUGUGUCUUACGAAAACGUUGUUAAGGGUAAAGAAAUCAAUGAAUUACAGGAUCUUGCAAAGAACGAAUUAGCUAGUAAAGCCAAUGAAGAGGUAUUGCUAGAUUUUGGUGAUGAUGAUGAAGAAGAUGAAGAUGAACUCGAUGGAGAUAAUUUGACUUCUGUUCGUACUAAUAAGAAAUAUAGUGCAUUGGACGAUCUGGACGAUCUAUUUAAUUUUGGUACAACAACAGGAAAGCCUAAAUCUUUCAAGGAUGACAUUGGAAUUUCACAAGGGAUAAAUGAAUUAAAUCUUCGACCUUCUGUGGAUUCUAAUUCCAGAUCACAAUCGAAUACGCAAGAAUUAUUGGAUUUAUUCUAG